UUGGAAUGUCGAAUAUAUGCAUAAUGUUUUACUGGUUCAAUUGCAUAAUUUGUUUCUAGUGUGUGAAAACGUGCAUACAAUUAAUGAAUCUUCCGUGUUCUCUAAUAUUCCAUCAGGAUAUAACACACUUGACUAUUAUUGAACAAUAAAUGUUUGAAGGGAAAUGGGUCAAAGAGUUUCCAAUGUAAGUUUAGAAAGCAUAGACGGAAUGGAUUUAAUAUUUCAUAUGAUCAUUUUUAAUUCAUGGAGAGGUCUAAACAUAGGAUUGGCCUUAUUGGUUUUAUCACUCAAUGCAGAAACAGCAACUAAAGGAAACUGUGUUAACGAUGGGUACGUAGAACAAGGAGGCAAGUGCUGCACGAAUUUUUACCAGCACAAUGGUGGAUGCAUUCCCUGCCCUACAGGUUCCUAUGGAGAUAACUGUUCCACUACUUGUCCAUACCCGUCUUACGGGGAGAACUGUGGUUUCCAGUGUAAAUGUAGUGCGGAUGAAGUUUGUAGUUCCCAUAUAGGGUGUGUCAAAACAAGUACCGCGUCCAAUUCUACAACAAGUACCGAAACAGGAAACGACAUGAAGUCAAUUCAAAAAUCCCCAAAAGUCGAAACAAAAUCAACGAGAAAUCCUUACAGUUCAACAGUAGACGAAGUAUAUCCUGUUCCUACGGAUAUCAUUCCUACCUUAGCUGUGGUAUCCAAGAAAACAAAUUAUGUGACUCCUAAGUCAGCUUCUGGAGGUAAGUCACAAACCUUGCAGGUCAUCAUAAUCACAGGAUCUAUAUUAUCUUUAUUUCUGAUCAUAAUAAUAAUCAACCAGAUUCACGGAAAACUGAAAAAGCGUAGGAAAAACAUUUCUGGAAGCAAAAAGCCUAAACCCUCGGCUACAAACGAAGCAGAGGAAGAGCCUUAUGUAGAAAUAAACGAGUCUGGCAUGCUGGAAAAUAUUUCAAGAUACGACAAAAUCGAGUCGCAAACGUCAAUAAAACAGCAAAACUCAAACGGAGAUGUUUCGAAAAUUGAAAUCCGUAAUGAAACAAAACCAAUGCUUCCAAAAUUAAGAAAUGAAGUCAUUGGUACAAAAUCAGAAGAACUUAGUGUUAGACAAGAAGAUGAGAGUUUGGAAGAGAGAUGUUCAGUUUAUCUGGAUGUUGUGACUGACAAUCUUAAUGAAUCCCCGGAUAAUUCUUACCUGAAACCAGUAGGUAUGUUAAACAUGUAUAUAGACGUGAUAGGUUCGCCACCAAAAGGGAUGUCAGAAAGCGGAAGUCGGACCGAGUGUCAGACCUUUGAAGUGGAAAGUCCAUCGAUCUGUCAAAGCGAGCUAACCAGUCAAAUGGACACAUAUCUUGAAGUUAUCCAUGAGUAGAGAUCAUUCACAUAUGUAUUUUGUUUUUAAUCUUGUAUGACAAAUACUUGUAAAAACUUAUGUGGAUCAGCAUGUACUAAUACAGAUUAAACGUAACUUUCAACGAUAAAAA
This is a messenger RNA of Ostrea edulis (European flat oyster), 1475 nucleotides long. RefSeq lists its product as uncharacterized. The coding region runs from base 164 to 1363 and encodes 399 amino acids. The record is from RefSeq and is a predicted model, not a curated record. The transcript has 4 exons. NCBI's taxonomy places the organism in Eukaryota, Metazoa, Mollusca, Bivalvia, Ostreida, Ostreidae.